UUCAAUGAUUUCCAAACGUUUUCUUCAUAAGAGGUUUUCUCUCGUCUUGUUCCUGUCAUGACUUUCGCUUUAUCAUGUGUUCUUUUAUCGUCAGCUUUAUCACGUGAUAGCCCAGUUCUCCGGAUCUUUGUGUACACAAAGUGUCAAACGAGGUGACUGACCUGAAAUGGGAGUUUUAACUGUUUCGUUCCUUUUAUCGAUGGUGUUGAUCGGCACCAGUAGAGCCAAAUACGACCCGGACUGGAAAUCUAUCGACUCCAGACCGCUGCCAGACUGGUACGAUCAGGCCAAGUUCGGUAUCUUCAUACACUGGGGGGUUUUCUCUGUUCCGAGCUUCGGCAGCGAGUGGUUCUGGUGGUACUGGCAGAAGCAAAAACUAAAGCCGUAUGUUGACUUUAUGCAGAAGAAUUAUCCUCCAUACUUCAAGUAUCAAGACUUUGCACCACAGUUCACUGCUGAGUUCUUUGAUGCCAAAGAGUGGACAGACAUCUUUGCCUCAUCGGGAGCAAAGUACAUCGUCCUGACCACCAAACACCAUGAAGGUUUCACACUAUGGGGCUCAAACAGCUCCUGGAACUGGAACGCAGUGGAUGUUGGACCAAAAAGAGAUCUGGUUGAUGAAGUGGCGAGUGCCCUGCGUGCGAACAGUGACCUGCGUUUAGGGCUGUAUCACUCCCUCUUUGAGUGGUUUAAUCCGCUCUUUGAAGUGGACGCUGCCAAUGUCUUCACUACAAACUACUUUCCUACCAGUAAAACUCUGCCUGAGCUUUAUGAGCUCAUUCGCAAGUACAAACCAGAGGUGCUGUGGUCUGAUGGGGACGGAGAUGCACCUGACACGUACUGGAACAGCACAGGUUUCUUAGCCUGGCUCUAUAAUGACAGUCCUGUGCGGGACACGGUGGUGACGAAUGAUCGCUGGGGCUCUGGCUCCAUCUGCAACCAUGGUGGAUAUUACACCUGUGCUGAUCGCUACGAGCCAGGUCACCUGCUCAAACACAAGUGGGAAAACUGCAUGACCAUCGACACAAAGUCCUGGGGUUACAGACGCAACGCUCCUCUCAGUGACUACCUCACCAUCGAGCAGCUUGUAGCGACGUUGGUGGAGACUGUGUCCUGUGGGGGAAACCUGUUGAUGAACAUCGGCCCGACACACGAUGGGAGGAUCGCUCCCAUCUUUGAGGAGCGUCUGAGGCAGAUGGGUCAGUGGCUGAAAGUCAAUGGGGAGUCCAUCUACAACACAACAGCAUGGCGGGCUCAGAAUGACACCGUCACUCCCAACAUCUGGUACACUUUCAAACCACAGGAAAAGAGCAUCUUUGCCAUUUUACUCGAGUGGCCAAAUAAUGGAUCAGUGAUUCUGAAUGAACCUGUGGCGACACAAGGACAGACUCAGGUGGAGCUUCUGGGUCACGGGUCUGUGCAGUGGGAGCCCGUGAAGCCCGGCGGCCUGCAGGUUCUCCUGCCUCAGCUGUCCUUCAGCCAGAUGCCAUGCCAGUGGGGCUGGACACUGAGGCUGACAGGUGCCACUUAAAGUCAAAGCAGAGCAGCUGAAGAGCGACUGACAGAGCUGCAGGACGAAAGAACGACACAUCACUUGAUUCUUUUUAUGUUAAACUCACUGAACACCACCCAUAAAAUACACUGUCCUCUCUGUGAGGUGCACUAUUACAGUCUUUUAAAAAACUACUUUUCAUUAGUACAUGAUCAUUGAUUUUGUGGAUCACUUUUAGGAUUUAAGCAUUUUGUUCUGACUCCAGUGGUGGAAUAAAAGUACAUUUAAUCGAGUACUGUACUUGAUAUUGAGGUAUUUUACUUCAAUAUACUACUUUAACUCUUUUUGGAAGCAAUAAUGUACUUUUUACUCCACUACACUUUGAUUACUUUGCAGACUCAGAUUAUUAAAACUAAAUAUAAAUCAAUUGAUAUAUGAUGAUGCAUCAUUACUUUUAGUCAUCUGGUAGUAUACAAAGUAAUUAACAUAAAAGUGGUACAUUAAAGUAAUUUUUACAUCCAAAAAAAGUCGAACUAUUGCUUAUAUAUACAUUCAACUUGUGAAAUCUGAUGUAAAAAGAUUUUUUUAAUACUUUUUUUUUUAACAAUUUUUCUGCACUUGUUAUUUUUAAAACCAACCUGUUUUAUGUCAUUUUUAAAAUGCAGUCUGUAGAACUGAUCAAUGUAGAAAUGAAUGCUUUAAAUGUGAAGGAAUGGUUAAAUAAAAAGUCUUAAAGCACCA
Molecule: messenger RNA, 2233 nt
Organism: Centropristis striata (black sea bass)
Lineage: Eukaryota; Metazoa; Chordata; Actinopteri; Perciformes; Serranidae
Gene: fuca2
Product: alpha-L-fucosidase 2
Exons: 7
Coding region: 167-1531 (454 amino acids)
Biological process (GO): fucose metabolic process; glycoside catabolic process
Cellular component (GO): lysosome
Molecular function (GO): alpha-L-fucosidase activity
Source: RefSeq, a predicted model, not a curated record